AUGGCCUUCAACUUCAACUGGUCGCCCCUGGCGGCCGACGAGGACUUUUAUGCCAAGGCUCGCGACCUGCUCACAAAGGCCCUCAAUAAGAAUCCCAAGCCUCCCAUCAUUGUCGAUGACAUCCUCGUCAGCGAGUUCAAUCUUGGCACCGUGCCACCUGAUCUGGAGAUCCUCGAGAUUGGCGAUCUGGCUGAGGAUAGGUUCCGAGGCAUCUUCAAGAUGGUCUACACUGGUGAUGCCUAUUUGACGCUCAAGACAAGGGUCCAGGCAAAUCCCUUGAAUACAUAUCUUCACUCGAAACCGAGCUUCACGUCGCCGAAACCCUUGGCCGCUGCAUCCGGGCUGACAAUACCUCUCUCCAUCACAUUAUCCGAGAUCAAGCUGUCGGCCUUUAUCAUCCUCGUCUUCUCCAAGCAAAAGGGUCUCACCCUCGUCUUCCGAAAUGACCCGCUCGAGUCGCUCAAGGUCUCGUCGACCUUUGACUCGAUCCAGUUCGUCCGCGACUACCUCCAGCGGACUAUUGAGCAGCAGUUGCGUAACCUGAUGAUGGAUGAGCUUCCGGCCAUCAUCCACCGGCUGUCGCUACAGCUAUGGUGCCCCGAUCAGGUUAAGCAGCAGGCCAACGACCAGGCCCAGGCCCAGGCCCGGAGCCAGACCGAGACAUCAUCCCGCUCCGAGGACGAGGGCACCAACCCUUUCGCCAACCCACCCGACGACGCCGUCGAUGCAGACGGCAACCUCCUCGAUCAGGGUGCCCUGUCGGAGCUGGCCCUCGGCGGCGGCCCCCCGGGUGAGGUCCAGUCCCUCUUCUCGCAGAAGAACCUGCUCCGCCUCGCAGCCUUGACCGACUCGCAUCGCACCCUAUCCCUCUUCACCCCGGGCAUCCGCGACGUCGUCUUCCGCGCCUGGUCCGGCGCAGGCCGCCACCUCGGCGACAGGCUCGACGCCAACACGGCUGCCAUCGGCCCGCCUAGCCUAUCAAGGACGCACUCCCUCCCCGCCGGAACCAGCACCACCUACACAUUCUCCGAUGCCGGAUGCUCGUCUCCCGGACCUUACCCUCGACCUUCGGCCUUGGGAAGCCUGCACUCUGCCAACGCCUCCUCGCUAUCCCUGGGGAUGAAUGGCCGCGUCCGCCCCGGCCGCAAGAAGAAGAAGCGCGUCGUCAACCUCCGUCGACCCAAGCCCGAGGGCACCGACGACUCGUCGUCCGUCGUCACCGGCGAUACUAUAUCCGACACCACAUCCAUGGCCAACGACGGGCCCCUGUCGGAACCCCUAUCCACGGACUCCUCUAUACCCGAGGAACCCGAGCUCGAGGCCGCGCUCUCGGACAUUGUCGCCUCCAACAGCAGCCAUGUUCGCUUCCCCCGUGACGGCAACAAGUCUGUUCCGCACCACCAGCUUAUGUCGGAGCUCAAGCUGGACUCUUCCCUGGACGAGAAAAACCCUGUCUCUGUCCCCGCCUCCGUCCCCGCCUCUGUCCCCGCCUCUGUCCCCGCCUCCGCUCCGACUUCGACCAUUGCACCCGCUGCAUCGGUGCCCAUCUCGGAGAAGAUGUCCGGCAAGGUGAAGCGGGGUAGCACCGGCAGCAGCGGCUCAGAUACAUCGUCCGUCAUCCUUGAGCAGGCGUGGAUCAUGAAGAUGGCCGGCGAGAUCGCCCGACGCGCCUACGACGAGAAGAAGAAGGCCAUGCCUGACCGUCCUGGCAGUGCAUGGGACGAGCAAAGCGAGGCCCCGCCCGCGUACGAGGCUUCUACCUAG
This is a messenger RNA of Geosmithia morbida, 1764 nucleotides long. Its product is annotated as mitochondrial distribution and morphology protein 34. The record is from RefSeq and is a predicted model, not a curated record. Gene Ontology annotation, cellular component: ERMES complex. NCBI's taxonomy places the organism in Eukaryota, Fungi, Ascomycota, Sordariomycetes, Hypocreales, Bionectriaceae. Gene Ontology annotation, biological process: mitochondrion organization; phospholipid transport. Gene Ontology annotation, molecular function: lipid binding. Bases 1 to 1764 code for a protein of 587 amino acids. The transcript is spliced from 2 exons.